Capsicum annuum is the source of this 1699-nucleotide messenger RNA. Its product is annotated as nuatigenin 3-beta-glucosyltransferase. Gene Ontology annotation, molecular function: UDP-glycosyltransferase activity. NCBI's taxonomy places the organism in Eukaryota, Viridiplantae, Streptophyta, Magnoliopsida, Solanales, Solanaceae. Bases 12 to 1601 code for a protein of 529 amino acids. The transcript has a single exon. The record is from RefSeq and is a predicted model, not a curated record.
CAAACUCUGUGAUGACUCCAAUGACAGUAAAACUAUGUUUUCUCAACCUUAAAAGCUAUAUACAUGAACGUAGACCAAUCUUUCAUUGUCAUAGUCCUCUAAUCAGUAAUUACAAAUCAACCAUGGGACAAGAAAAUGGUGAACAAUUCCACGUAGUUUUCGUUCCAUACUUGACACCAAGUCAUAUGAUCCCCUUAGUUGAUACAGCUAGACUUUUUGCUAGUCAUGGUGUAAAAGUUAGUAUUAUCACUACCCCCUACAAUGCCCUCCUUUUCGAGUCAUCCAUCGAUCAUGCCACUGAUUUAGGCCACAAAAUAUUCGUCCACAAACUCAAAUUUCCAUCAGCUGAAGUAGGCAUACCUGAAGGGAUCGAAAAUUUCAGUGCGGCCACUAGCGCAGAAAUGGCUGCAGGUGUAUUCAUGGGAAUCUUUCUACUUCAAAAACCUAUGGAAAGUCUUAUUUUCGAGCUCCGACCUCAUUGCAUUGUUUCAGACAUUUUUUUCCCAUGGACUGUGGAUGUAGCUGAGCAAUUGAAGAUACCUAGACUUAUGUUUUAUGCAAACAAUGUUAUGUUCCAGUGUGUUGAACAUUGUUUGAAGAUGUAUACACCUCACGAGAAGGUAAGUUCGGAUUCAGAAAGUUUCUUGAUUCAGGGAUUACCAGAUAAGAUUGAAAUGAAAAGAUCACAACUACCAGAUGAUUUGAAAACCAACCCCGAAGGACCGUACUGGGAGUUAUUGAAGCAAAUUAAAGAAUCAGAACCACGGAGCUAUGCUAUGAUUCACGACACUAUCUAUGAUCUAGAGCCGAGUUAUGUUGAUCUUUACGAGAAAAUCAAAGGUAAAAAAUCAUGGCUCAUAGGUCCUUUGUUUCAUUUUUCAAAGAGGGAAGAGGCAAACAACUCAAGAAAUACUCCGGUUCAAGAACGACACAGCUGCUUAAGUUGGCUUGAUUCUCAAGAAGCAAACUCUGUUGUGUAUAUUUGUUUUGGAAGUAUGGGGAGGUUUUCUGAUGUUCAGCUUACUGAAAUUGCCUUGGCUCUUGAGGCCUCGAAUUCAUCGUUUCUUUGGGUGGUAAGAAAGAGUGACAAUGAGCAAGAAAGCUGGAUGCCUCCCGGCUUUGAGAAAAAAAUGCUUGCAGACAACAAAGGCCUAAUAGUCAGAGGAUGGGUGCCACAGCUGAGGAUCUUGAACCAUCCAUCAACCGGAGCUUUCAUGACUCACUGUGGCUGGAACUCGACUCUGGAGUCUCUAACAGCCGGAGUGCCAAUGCUGACGUGGCCAUUGUUCGCGGAGCAGUUCUACAAUGAGAAACUGGUGGAGGUUCUUGGAUGUGGUGUAGCUGUUGGGGCAGAGGUGUGGCAUAGUACAUUUGACAUCACGGAUACAAUUGUCAAGAAGGAGAAGAUAGAGGCAAGUGUGAAAAUGCUGAUGAGCAACUCCAUGGAAAGCGAAAAGAUCAGAAGUAGAGCAAAAGACAUCGAAGCAAUGGUUAAGAGGGCUGUCGAAACAGCUGGCUCAUCUUAUAAUCAUCUAACUGAGUUAAUACAGGAGAUCAAGUGUCAUGCUUUUGGCAUAUCAGAAGUGAAAUCGGAAAUCUAACGAAUACUUUAUCAUGUGUUUUAAGUCCUUUAUUGGAACAAGUCGUAGUUUUAGUGUUUGAAAAUGAAAUUUACCAACAAGUUUUAAGAGAUUUUCGA